Pectinophora gossypiella (pink bollworm) is the source of this 2551-nucleotide messenger RNA. Its product is annotated as integrin beta pat-3-like. Gene Ontology annotation, biological process: cell adhesion mediated by integrin; cell-matrix adhesion; integrin-mediated signaling pathway. The transcript is spliced from 8 exons. The record is from RefSeq and is a predicted model, not a curated record. Bases 50 to 2335 code for a protein of 761 amino acids. Gene Ontology annotation, cellular component: integrin complex; cell surface; focal adhesion. Gene Ontology annotation, molecular function: integrin binding. NCBI's taxonomy places the organism in Eukaryota, Metazoa, Arthropoda, Insecta, Lepidoptera, Gelechiidae.
AGUAUCAUCAUUUUACAAUACAUUUCAGUUGUGAUGGUAUACAUUUAAAAUGGAGUAUAUUUUUUUAAUAUUGCUAUCGUACAUUGGUGUCGUAUAUUCACAGUCUUGUGUUGAUUUUAAAACUUGUGGCGAAUGUAUAGGGAAUACUCUUCAGUGUGUAUGGUGCUCUGACGAACUUCAUUCGGGAUCGAGAUGCGAGUCAAGCACCAUUGUUACGAAGUCCUGGUGCAAGGCGUCAGUAAAUCCUAAAUCAGAUUUCAAAAUAACCAAAGACGCCGCUUUUUUGAGCUCCAAAAAUCCUAAAAUAAAUGCUGUACAGUUCAAACCUCAGAACAUAACGAUCAAAGCUCGACCAGGAAAAAAAAUCCAGUUUAAAGUGUCUUACAAGCCUGCAAUAGAUUAUCCUAUAGAUAUUUACUAUCUGAUGGAUAAUUCCUAUACUAUGAAAGACCAUAAAGACAAAUUGACCAAUCAGGCUACAAAAAUAUACAAUGCAUUAAAAGAAUUGAGUAACAACGUAUAUUUCGGAGCUGGCAGCUUCGUUGAGAAAAUGGCGCUUCCUUAUGCAGACGAGACCCAGCAUAAUUUGAACACUUUCAUUAACCAUUUAUCACUGACCGAUAACAUUGCUAAUUUUGUAAAAGUUGUAAAAGCUGUACAACACACGGGGAACUACGACACUCCAGAAGGAGGAUUUGACGCCUUAAUGCAGGUUAUGGUGUGCGAUGAAAUCAAAUGGAGAAAAGAAGCUAGGCGUCUCAUCAUUUAUUCUACUGACUCCACUUACCACAGUGCAGGAGACGGUAAAAUGGUGGGCGCUUACAAACCAAAUGACAUGAAAUGUCAUGUCAUAGACGGUAGUUACGAUAAAAAUGCAUCGUUAACAUAUGACUACCCAUCUGUAAGUCAGAUUAAUAAGAUAGCUAGUGAAAAGGGCAUUACUAUAUUUUUUGCUGUGCUCAAAGAAGUUGAAACUGAGUAUAAAGCGUUGGCGCAGAAAGUUCAGGGAUCAAAAACUGUCCGUUUAAACCAGGAUACCACUGUUAACAGUGAUUCAGAUCUAGUGGCUCUUAUUACAAAAGAAUAUACGAGUCUGGUGCGAGGCCUGGAAAUGGAUCGUGGAUCAGUGCCAUCACACUUGGAACUGACAUUUGACCCACCGUGUAAUAAAACGAACAAGUGUGAAGUGGUCCAUGAUGCUCCUGUCGACAUUAGUGUUACACUUCAAGUGAAAAGAUGUCCCGGUGGCAAGAAGUACACAGAUACUCUGAUGUUUGGGCCUGUGGGGUUAUACGAGAAAUUGACAGUAGACAUUGAAGUCCAAUGUCAGUGCGACUGUGAAAAGAAAGGGAAAGGUGUUGCAAAUUCACCUAAGUGUAGUUCAAGCGGUACCUAUCAAUGUGGAGUGUGUAGUUGCAAUGACAACAGGUAUGGUGAUAUUUGCCAAUGUACUGGAAGCUCUACCGAAGAACUUGAUAUUCAGAAUUGUAAAGCAAACAGUAAUGAUACUGAAGUUUGUAGUGGACGAAGCAUUUGCAGAUGUGGAAAGUGCGAGAAAUGUUGGUCUGGAUAUUACGGUGAUAAGUGCCAACACAAGUUAGGGUGUUUGACGAAUGAAGGCAGGGUGUGUUCGAACAACGGCAACUGCUCCCUCAGCACCUGCGUAUGUUUCCCAGGCUGGAAUGGUACUGAUUGUUCCUGUGCCACCAGUACGGAUGAGUGCAUCGGAGCCAACUCUGAGGUAUGCUCUGGAAACGGGGAAUGUAAAUGCGGCGAAUGCGUUUGUACAAAACGAGAUUCGAAAAACGAAUUAUAUACUGGAAAAUAUUGUGAUUCAUGCGACACGUGUGCGGAUGACCGCUGCAAACAACUAGAAGAUUACGUUGAAUGUAAUUACAUAGAUAAAAAAUCUAUUUGCGACCGAAAGUUUGAGGUUAAGACGAAUCGCACAGUGCUAAAGUUAAAUAUGACUGAAAUGAAAGAAUCUUUGUGGUCAGACGCUAAUUGGUGCAAGAAGAAGUUAUCUGAUGACAGUAGUAUCAUUUUCAAAUAUAUUGAUGGAAGGAAUCAUACCAUGAUUUUGAUACAGAAGGAAAAGGAAAUGCCUCCUGUCGCAAAUAUUUGGAUUCCAAUAGGCAGCGCUUUGGGGUCAAUCUUGUUGAUCGGCAUCCUGACAGUGAUCGCGUGGAAGGUUCUGGUUAGCAUCCACGAUGCGCGGGAGUACCGCAAGUUCUACGAAGAAUCCAAGGCAGCGGGCUUCGAUGUCUCCACCAACCCUCUAUAUACGCCUCCAGCGGUUAGCAUCACCAACCCCGCUUACGUCGCACACCAAUGAACGAUGAAUACCAUGGAAAGCCAUGAUCUGUCCUAACGGUUAUUUAGCCUUAUUCUUAUUGUAGAGGUAAGUUUGUUCACUACCAAAGUCGAGAUGACUAGGGAGAUGUGUACCUACUGAAUUGACAGCACAAGGUUUUGCUUUGCUUUUCAUCGGUAGAUAUAUUAUGUAGGUACUUUUCAAAGUCCUUGUAAAAUAAAAUGCAAUGUCAAUGUA